UACCCUGAAAACAACUGAGCCCUGUGGUAUCAUUGACUACAGACCCACCACAUGUUGUAACCAUCUCUCUUGCAGGUAGACAACGUGACAAAGCUCCAAGGCCCAAUCGGACCAAUCGGGCUUCCCGGCUUCAACGGCUCUCAGGGACCGAUAGGUCCCGCUGGACCUCCAGGAUUGAAUGGAACACAAGGACCCCAGGGCAUCAUGGGCCCGCAAGGGUUUAACGGCUCACAGGGAGCGCAAGGUCCAGCCGGUCCACAGGGAUCCCAAGGAGCAGGAAACCUUUCUCAGUGUGUACACAAGACAGAUUCAAAAACAGGAAGCCAAGACAAAAUAACAAGCAACAGUCGUGCAGGCCCAGUUGAGGUUAUCCUGGAAGAACCAAGCGGCAAAAGAAUAGUGGGCGCGACAUGCUCAACGGACUUUGCUCAACAGUAUUUGCUUACAACCGCCACAAACCCAGCCAACGGUCAUUUAUUUUACUACUGUAAGUGCUAUGGACAGUAUGACUCUGUCGCGCGAAGUGUGGAAUGCACCAUCCAUUACUGGGAAUGCCCGCUGAAAUCUUGAAGUCUACUGAUGUCCUGGUGUACGGAGGGUGUUGAGUCCAAAUCCUCCGAAGGAAAAAAGAUGGCGACUGUACAUUUUACCACAAUACCAUGCGAACCUUGCGCAACCCAUUAGGCGCAAGGAAAGCCAAAUUUUUGCAGAUGUUUCCCUUUGCUAAGGAAAUUGUGUAUGCUCGGGUUUGACUGAGACGUUGGAAUUUUUCUGUACGAUUUUAUGGGCAUUGUGAAAGGUUACUGGCGCUGAGAGUUAUGGGUAAAUGUACCAGUAACCAUCUAUUUCCUACGGAGGAUUGCAAGACAGUGUUUAUAGUCUUUUAAAUCGGUUUAGGUAGACCUUAUAUUAACACAUUCCCAGGGUCUUAGCGGCAUUGAUCUCAUACAUGUAGAUGACAUCUGAUAGAAGAGUAUUGAGAGAACAAAAACUGUUAUAAAUCUCGCUGUGGGCAGCCUUCCUAGUGGGGUUAUGACCAGGAAUGAAAGAAGCAGAGCGGAGCGGGCAUAACGGGGUUAUUCCGCUGGCCGCUGUUGCUUUCGGCGCCCCAUACUGUAUAAAGAAGCUUGUUUUCAGCCCGGUAAUCCCGAAGACAUAACAUGGGUUUAAAAUAUAUUAUCGGCUAAUUAGAAAA
Molecule: messenger RNA, 1195 nt
Organism: Orbicella faveolata
Lineage: Eukaryota; Metazoa; Cnidaria; Anthozoa; Scleractinia; Merulinidae
Source: RefSeq, a predicted model, not a curated record